ACAAAGAGAGGGAAAUAGGAGAGUUGGAAAUUGGCGAGAUUGGGAGCAUUUCUGUUGGCUCGUCCUAUGAUGUGAUUAAAUUGGCUAUCUCCAUUGAUUUGGCAACCUAUAAGAUCUGAUUUAUCAUGUUCCUUACUUUCCAUGGGGUCUUUGUUCCGCAUUAACGAAGACAUUGGAUGACGAUUAGGGCAUCACUCUCCAGAAUUAUUCUCUUGAAAUUUCGAUCUUUAGCAAUCCGAAUGCCAAGAAUUAAGGCUAUCUGGCUUCAGUCUCUAAUGGGUUUGAAGCUUGGACAACAGAAACAGCGGCAGCUUGAUUAUUUGAAACUUGAAAGCUUCAUCAGAGUUGAUUUUGAUGAAUUCUUUGGGGCGCAAAGUCCAGAUAUAUCAACUGAAUUGAGAUUAUCAGUUGACAUAGGGAUUGUCUGCUCCACUGAAGUUGGAUGGAGAAGGAGCUGAUGCAGACAUGCAAAGAUUGCCCAUUGUCCCCCAGCUGAAUUCAGUGGUUUAUCAGGUCUGGAAGGUUUUAUUAUGUCUUGGGUUAUUCUCAUGGAGUAAUUGGAAGCAAAAUGGGCAGCCUGAGUAACAUGGCACUUGACACAGAUAUGCCCGGACCGUUUCAGUCUAGCAAUGGCAGAGGAGACAAAGAGCGUAGGGAAUGCUGAUGAAUUUACUGGUGGUUCAAUGAAUUACAACACCACCGUGCCGGAUCCUCGACAAGAAAAUGUGAACUCUUGGUGGAGGUUGUUUGUAUUUUCAGAAUUUCAACUAAGGAAAUCAGGAUUUUUACUUGAAGUUAAUGCUCUUUUAUUGAGCAGCUAUUGGAAAGACUUUGAGCUAAAUUCAGCACUCCGGGUGAAGAUCCAGAUGGACCAGACCGGCUUAUCUUCGAGGUGCUCUUCAGGAGCCAGAUUGCAGGCGUCAUGGCUUGAAGUCAGCAGUUGUAGGGAUUUUCAAGUUGAUAUUGCUUCCAUCUCCAGCGAACCAACAUGUACGUUGUGGCUUGAACUGAGUUGUAGUUGCAGUUUAAUAAUUGCUGCUCUGAAGGCUUAUUUUGUCAAGUCCACAAAAUUAUACAAAUGUGAAAAACUCGGUUCGGUGGAGUUUUUUUUUUCUGUCCACCCAUCAUUCUUGUUUUUUAAAAUGGUUUACAUCCUUUAUUAAACCGCCCUAGAUUUUGGAAUCCUGGCUUCCCUCAUACUUACAGCUAUAUAUAACAUUUUAUGGUUAGGGAUGUUAAUCAAGAAUGUCAAUGAUAUAGACAGCACUUAUGUUCAGGAGUUGAAGAUGUCAACAAAAAUCCUCAUUCAAGCAUUUUGACUCUUCAUACUUGCAUCCAAAGUGUCAAUACCAGAGUUCCGUAUAGGAGUGUAUUCCCAGUUUCAGCUUCUGACGAUCGAAUUGUUCAAGAACUUCAUAACUUAGAGACAAUGCAAACAAGGGUAUUCGUUCUACAUAUGGUCUCGCCAUUAGGAUUACGUAUUUUCGAGAAAGCUAAAAAGAUUGGUAUGAUGAGCAAAGGGUACUCAUGGAUUGUUACCGAAGGCUUAGGCUCUGAUUUGAGUUCAUUGAAUUCUUCGGCUAUUGACACAAUGCAAGGAGUAAUAGCUAUAAGGCCAUAUAUUCCUAUGUCCAAAGAGCUUACCUCAUUUGGAGUGCAAUGGAAAAGAAAGUUUCAGAAAGAGAACCCAGAUAUUGACUGGAAUUUGGAUAUUUUAGGUAUAUGGGCAUAUGAUACAGUUUCGGCCUUGGCAAGUGCAGUAGAGAAACUUGAAAGCACCAGUCCUCGGUUUAGUAAGCAAAAAACAACUUUGAACACAAGUGAUGUUGAAAAAUUAGGUGUUUCUCAAGUAGGUCCUGAACUUUUGCAUGGAAUUUCAAAUAUCAAAUUUAAAGGCCUGAGCGGGGAAUUUCAUCUUGUCGAUAGGCAGCUGCAAUCCAAAACCUUUCAAGUACUCAAUGUCGUUGGAAACGGGGCAAGAGAAGUUGGAAUUUGGACACUUUCAAAUGGAAUCAUAAAGGAUAUAAGCUUAGUUGAGACUACUAAAACCACAUACUUGACAUCAAAUAAAGACAGUUUACGCCCUAUCAUAUGGCCUGGAGAUACCACGGACAUUCCUAAAGGUUGGGUAACUCCAACUAAUGAGAAUAGGUUAAGAAUAGGGGUUCCAGUAAAACAAGGUUUUAAUGAAUUUGUCAAGGUAGAAAAUAAUUCUGGUAGUUAUUCAGGAUAUGAAGUCACUGGUUAUUGCAUAGAGGUGUUUAAAGCUGCAAUAUAUGAGCUGCCAUAUGCUGUUCUCUAUGAUCUCAUUCCUUUUCAGGAUAGCGAAGGCAAAGCUGGAAGUUACGAUGAUCUUGUGUACCAAGUGAAUGCUCAGAAAUAUGAUGCCGCAGUUGGGGAUAUUACUAUUACCGCCAAGCGAUCAGAGUUGGUUGAUUUUACGUUGCCCUAUGCGGAAGGAGGGGUGUCAAUGGUUGUGUUAGUGAAAAAAGAUAUGAGCAAGGAUACAUGGGUAUUCCUCAAGCCGUUGGAGUGGAAGCUCUGGGUAACAACAGGGGCCUUCUUUUUUAUCAUUGGUGCUGUCAUUUGGAUUCUCGAACACAGAGUAAACAGGGAGUUUAGAGGAGGGCCUCAUCCUCUGUAUCAGUGGGGCACCAUGCUUUCUUUCUCCUUCUCAACGUUUGUCUUCGCACAGAAGGAAAGAGUGCUAAGCUCUUUGGGCAGAUUUGUAAUUGCAAUUUGGCUUUUUGUUGUGCUCAUUAUCACACAAAGUUAUACAGCAAAUUUGACAUCCAUGUUAACGAUUCAACGAUCUGAUCCAACGUACACUGAUGCUAUAGAACUUAGGGAUCGUCGGUACAAUGUUGGUUAUCAGGAAGGUUAGUUUGUGUUUGGAAUGUUAAAAGAGAUGGGUUUCUAUGAGUCCAAUCUUAUAAUCUUCAAGUCUCCUAAAGAAUUUGACGAUGCUUUCUCGAAUGGGACAAUUGUUGCUGCUUUUGAGGAGCUUCCCUACAUUGAACUCCUCCUUGCAGAAUAUUGCAAUAAAUACAUGAUGGUCGGAGAAAUCUAUCAAUAUGAUGGACUUGGUUUUGUAUUCCCAAAAGGUUCUCCCUUGGGUCCUGAUAUUUCAAGAAAAAUCUUGAGCAUAAGAGAGGAAGGACUCUGUGCAGCAUUCGCAGUAAUUGUCUACUUAAUUGUUUUCUUAUGCGAAAACAAACAAAUCCUGAACGAGCCGAAUUCUACAACCUGGGAAAAAAUCAUCGAUUUGCUUACAAAGUUUUACGAAUAUGACGAGAACCGGAUGAUCACAUAUUUUGAAUGCAAUCCUGUGUGCAGUGAGCGAAAUAAAGCCACGGUCAAUGGAGAUCAGCAUGCAGCAGAAACUGUAGAUUUUGGUGAUUCACCUCCACGGGUUGAGAAUUCUCCAUCAAUAAUGGGUUACGGAGACGUCACCCCACAGAGUGGCAACUUUAAUACAGCAAGAAGAAACUCUAGAACAUUGAAUGCCGAUUACGAUAUAGAUAUUGGAUAUUUUACACCUACAUCAGAAGGUGAUAGUACAGAAUUUGGAAAUUGUACGCCAGGAGAUAACGAUUCCGUGUCAGGCAUUAGAAACUCAACUUUACACAUUUUAAUGACACAGCAAGGUCAUAGGGAUUUUGAGGAACAUUAAUCUUUAGAUUUUAUACCUAUCUGUACAGAGUUUGGAUCUAAUUUUAAUUCUUCAAAAUUGUUUAUGUCGAAAAUGUCUGUAGAUUUAUUGAUUUCAG
Papaver somniferum (opium poppy) is the source of this 3770-nucleotide messenger RNA. Its product is annotated as glutamate receptor 2.8-like. Gene Ontology annotation, molecular function: glutamate-gated receptor activity. The transcript has 7 exons. The record is from RefSeq and is a predicted model, not a curated record. Gene Ontology annotation, cellular component: plasma membrane. NCBI's taxonomy places the organism in Eukaryota, Viridiplantae, Streptophyta, Magnoliopsida, Ranunculales, Papaveraceae. The coding region runs from base 1430 to 2884 and encodes 484 amino acids.